UGUCAUGUGAUCAGCUGUGUCCAAUCACAGCUGAUUGCACGCUGAUGAGCAGUGUCCUGAUGAUCAGUGUAGCCCCAUCAGUGCCACCUGUCAGUGCUCAUCAAUGCCACAUACCAGUGCCCAUCAGUGCACAUCAAUGCCACAUAUCAGUGCCCAUCAGAGGUGCCUUUUCAGUGCCACCUAUCAGUGCCAGUCAGUGCCACCUAUCAGUGCCAGUCAGUGUCGCCUAUCAGUGCUGCCAAUCAUGGGUGCCAGUCAGUGCUGCCUCUCAGUGCCAGUCAGUGCCGCCUAACAGUUCCAAUCAG
Molecule: messenger RNA, 305 nt
Organism: Staurois parvus
Lineage: Eukaryota; Metazoa; Chordata; Amphibia; Anura; Ranidae
Source: the annotation of a GenBank genome assembly